AUGUCUCGACAACAAGCUUUGGAGCUUAAAAUUAAAAAAGACAGAGAAAUUUCAUUAGAAGCCAAUCGCCGUAUAGUAAGAUGUGAUCCUGGUAAUGAAAUCGUUAUAUCAGGCUUUUCUGGAUCGUUUCCAAAUUCUGACGGACUCUCAGAUUUCGCUGAAAAGCUUUUCAAUAAAGUUGAUUUAACAUCUAGUAAUGAUAGAAGAUGGAAAUUUAGUAAAAACGAUUUAUUAUCUUUUUUUCAUAGUUGUUCAUUUAUUAUAAUGUACUAAUAAAUACAUUUUAUAACUUUCAUAUAUUUCAGAUCAUCCGGAAAUUCCUCAGCAAACUGGUAAACUGAAUAUAAUUGAUAGGUUUGACGCAGCAUUUUUUGGGAUUCCAUACAAUGAAGCACAUACUAUGGACCCUAUGAGUCGAAUUAUUUUGGAAAAAGCAUAUGAAGCAAUAUUAGACUCUGGUAAUAAAUUUAUAAAUUCAUAAUAGUAUUUAGGGACCUUCGUAUUUAAAAUGUUUAGGUAUUCGAAUAUAAUAUUUCUAAGUAUGAAUUCUAUGCAAUGAUCGAAAGCAUCACAUAUCAAAUAGUAAACAAUUUUUUUUGAAAAAAAUGUUUUUUUAGUCGGUGAGUAAGGAAUUUGUUUUUAGUUAUAUUUGGAUUAAUGUGAACAAAUAUCUCCGGUAAAAAAUAUACUUGGUACAAAAUAUCUCUAGUAAAAAUUAAAUUUGUUCGGUAAAAUAUAUCUCUAAUGGUAAUAUUUCUUAUAAACAAAAUGUCUCCUGAAAGAAAUCUCUUAAAUUUAUAUGAGUUUUUUAAAUUUUAAAUUUUAGAUAGUGAGCAAUCCCUCUUAAGGGAGUAGUUUUGCUCCAAUUUUUAAUGAUAACAAUGUUUCUAAAAGGAAAUACGACUGGGAGGUACUUAUUAUUAAAUAAAAUAUAUAAAGCCUAUUGAAUUAUUUUCUAUAAUAUGGCAUAUAUUUAUAUUGUUGACAAAGCAUCAUUAUCAACUGAACUCCGCUCAGAAUCGUUUUUUCGUAAGCAAUGGUUUAUUGUUGCUUAUAAGUAUACAUUAAAUUACCUAUAAUAGUGGUCUGUGGCUGCACCCGUCCCCAUUAUCAUAGGACGUCUUUUUUUAAUAACAUUUUUGCAGAAUUUUAAUUGAGAAAUUAGAAAGUCCGUUAUUGAAAUUAUUUUUAAAACAAAUUCUUUCCCUAACUAAUUUCAAUUCCGACAUAUAAUAUGAAAAAUAUAAGAGAUUACCUGAGGAAAAAAAUGGCACUGUUUUUUUAUUUUAUUAAUUUACCCAAUAAAAUAAUAAUACAGUCAUAAUUUACUAAUAGUAAUAGUAUUUUAUAAAAAUAAUUUAUUUGUAUUCAUUUGUAUAGGCAGCCAUCAUAAGGAAUUAAGGUAUCGUACUAAAAAAGUGUUGUUUAUGGGCGUGAAUAAUACAUUUUGUUCAUUGUGUGCUAGAAUUAAAGAUGGAGAUAAGCCAAAAGAUUAUAUAUGUUUCAAAAGCUGGAAAACAUCAAAUAGGUCGUUAGGGAUGGAAGCAUCAAUAAUAGUAGAAGGAUUCAAAGAAAGUGAAUAAGUAUUAGGAUUACGAUAUCACAAAUUUAUCGUUACUGUCCCUAGUAACAUGUGUAAACGCAUUUUAGAUUCACGUCCGUAUAAAAAUCUUGCAGUUAUUUCAUCUUGUUAGUUUAUAACAUAAUAAUUAAAACCAGAACAUAAUAAUAAUAUUUAAAUUCCAAUAAACCCAAAAAUAAAUUUGCGAUAACGAUAUAACUUAUCUGUUUUGUUGAUAAUGUGGUGAGGUGCGGUUCACUCAUAUAGAACCGCACUUAUACUAAUGAUCGUUUACGACUAACGCAAGGAUACCACUUAGCGACAACGAGAUUAAAAAUUGCCUAUAUUUUGUUCCUUUCAAUUUUCGCCCUGUGUAUAAAAAUUCUACCAGAAAUGUUGCUCAUAUAUAUGCGUGGCACCGUUUCUGAAAGGGAAUGUUGUUUAGAUGGUACUUUUGGGAGGUCAUUUUUUUGAUUUUUAGAGCGGUUUACAUAAUAUCUGGGAAAAACCAGAAUAAAACGUAAGAAAAAUGUACGAAAAUAAUGCUUUUAUUAUUUUUCAAUUUUGUUUUUUGUUGUAAUUCAGUUAAAAAUAUUCAUAAAGACUUGAAAUUUGAACAGAAAACCCAUAUUGCUUUUCUAGAUGUGGUAAAAUUUUUAAUCUAUGUUUGAGGUAUUUAUAAACAUUUCAAUUUUAAGAAAUUUGUACGUACUAUUUAUUUAGUAGGUACAGUGUGGUAAAAUUGAAAAAUAUGAACAGAAAUGCUUGAAAACUUAACAGAAGGUUCAUUAAGAGUCUUACUACUUUGAAGUAAAAAAAAAAAAAAAACAUUGUGAUUGAUGUAGUAUUUUUUUUAAUAAAAUAAUUAAAUACCAAAUUUUGAUAUUAUUAUUAUUUAGAAAAAUGGUUAAGUCAGAAUAAAGCUUCGGAUAUUAAGCGGAUAUUAUAUGUUAUGUUAAAUAAACCUAUAUUGUCUUCAUAAACAUAUUUGCCAUGAUCUAAUGGUUAUUUAUGCCUAUUAUCAUAAUAGAAGUUCCGAGUUAAAAUCAGUGUCAAACCUAAACAAGGAAAAAACAAAUGCAUUUUGGAAGUACUUAGAGACCCAAGCCAUCGCUCCCUUUGGACUAUCUUAAUCGCAAAAUACCUCUCGAUUAGUUAUGCAAACUUUUCUACCAGAAAUCUUGUUCCGAUGCAUCAAGUGUAGCUUACUUUCUGAAAGAAAAUUGUUUCUCCAUGGUGAUUUAGGGAGGUCAUUUUUUUAUUUUUCAAGUGGCUUUUAUAAUAUCUGUGAAAAAUUGGGAAAAAAUGUCAGAAAAACGAAAAAUGUACAAAAUGUAGGUAUUAGUAAAAAAAUAUUAGGAUUUUUUUUUUUGUCAACAACUUUUCUACUAGCAAUUUCACUCCAAUUCAUAAUAAUAGCACUUUUUAAAAGAAAAUAUGACUGGAGAGGUAGCUUAGAAGAUCAUUUUUUAAUUUUCCCAAGAGUUUUCCCAGCUAAUUUGAAAAACAUGGGAAAACUAGAGAAAACGCAGAAAAAACGGAAAAAUCUGUACAAUAUUAAACAAAUAUUAUUAAAGAAAAUACAUAAUGCCUAUAUUUAAUUAGGUAUUUUAUCAUAAUAUGACAUAUAUAUUGUUGACAAAGCAUCAUUAUCAGAAUCGUUUUUCGUUAGCAAUGGUUUAAGUAACGACUGAUAGGUUUACAUAGGUCAACAAUGGCUGUAUUCGUCCUUAUUAUCCUAGGACGUCUUUUUAAUUUUGUUCACUUUCAGAAAUUGUUUUAAUCGUUCUUAGUAGAUUUUCCAGUUGUCGCUAUCAAUGUUAAACUGCAAUAAACUACCCAAAUAUUACGCCAUCCUUUCAUCUUCGUUGCUAAUAUUAUAAUGUUUGUAGGUAUAAUUAUAAUAUCGCGUAGUUUGGUAUGAAAAGCGUUUAUUAAUGUAGGUAUUACAGAGUAGUACGCUACACAACGUCCGAGUAGGUAGUAGAUACUGCUCUAAUUAAUAAAAUUGCAACAGUUGCUCGGGUCAGCCGCAGUACAUGCGAGUGCCAUAAGGAAAACAUCGAUAACCUAUUUACCUAUUGGAGCUAUCAGUAUUUUAUUUUUUUAAUAUUGCUGAAAUCUAAUUUUUUUUUUUUGGCCCUAAUUUAUUACUGUUGGCCCUACCUAAAAAAAGUGGUACCGCCACUGUAUUAUUAUAUUCAAAAUAAAACAAUAUUAUGCAUUAUCAUGCAAUUCGCAUAUAUUAAACCUUUCAUAUGCAAUGAAAAAUCGUAUAAUACAGAAAUAUACUUUUCAUGACAAAAAAUAGUAAAAUAUGCAAAAAUAUGUAAAACUUUGUAUUUCAGUUCUAUUGACAAUUAUUCAAACUUGUAGCUUAUCCAGCUACCUUUUAGAUUAUAUAAAAAAAAACAUGCAAAUGCAUAUAAAUACGAGCCCUACUCAUAAUAUACAUAAUAAUUACCCAUUUCUUGCUGUGUGGUUGUAAACUUGACGUUUUUUUUUUGUACUCAUUACACCGCAAAAUGCAUUUGUCUAAACCUUUAUUAAAUUAAUAAAUAUACCCGUUAUGUAAUAUUACAUUUUUACCUUUUUGGCUUACAAUAAACUGUUACAAGUAUUCUUAUAUCCGUUUAAACUUUUUAUGAAAUUGGAACUAACGACCUGUAGUCGAUAUGGUUGUAUCGAUAAAAUCGUUUAUCCUGAUUUAUCAUAUUAUGAUUAUCUGCAGGAAAAUGUAUUUAUAUUUUAGUAAUUGACUCAUAGUUUAGUAUACUAGCGUAGGAACUCGUAAUCGUGAUUUCAGAUAUUAGUAUAUUCUAAAAUCAAUGAUAAUACUAUACAACACUAAUACUGUGGUUAGUUAUUACUUAUUAUAUCUUAUGGGAUAUUUCCAUUGAGGAUAUUUAUAUAGAUUUUUUACUAGAGAUAUUUUAUCCGAGAUAUUAUAUAUUUGCAAAGAUAAAAGCUCUAUGAGUAUACAAGCUUUAAUGUGGCAUAUUAGACUCUAAAACAAAUACGUUAUCUAUAGGUACUAUUAUAAUAUACCAGUAUAGUUUAAUAGUGAUACAUUCUUAAUGAUUAUUUAUUGAAUUAUUUUAUAAACAAUCAAUGAUUUUAGGUGUUAUAUAUUCUAGGCAUUGCACCAAAUUCAUUAAAAGGAACAAAAACAGGCGUAUUUGUGGGAAAUUGUUUUGUAGAGUCAGAGAAAACAUGGUUUUAUGAAAAAAUUCAAGUAAAUGGGUUUGGAGUUACAGGAUGCACUCGUGUUAUGCUUGCUAGUAGAAUAUCUUACUGGUUAGGGAUAAAUGGUGAGCUUUUUCUUUAGGUAUAAAUAUUUAAAUUUAAUUUUGUGUAUCAUUAGGUAUAGAGUUAUUAUUAUAAUUGAUGUAACUAAUAUUUUAUUUAUAUAUGUACAAUUCAAAUUAGUUAUUUAUAGAUAUUUUAAAAUCUAUAUAGGUCCUAGUUGUUCUCUGGACUCUGCUUGCUCUUCAAGUAUGUAUGCACUGGAGAAUGCUUAUAAAUCGAUCAUUGAUGGGAAAUGUGACUCCGCGCUCGUUGGAGGUUGUAAUUUGUGUCUUGAUCCAUAUUUAUCAUUACAAUAUUCUCGAUUGGGUGUACUUUCUAUGGAUGGAAAAUGUAAAUCUUUUGACGAAGAAGCUAAUGGAUAUGUUAGAUCAGAAGCAGUUUGCGUUAUUUACUUACAAAGGGCAAAAGACGCUAAACGUGUUUAUGCAAAAGUUGUGCAUGUGAAAACCAAUUUUGAUGGAUACACAGAAAAAGGAAUAUCGUACCCUUCAGGAUCUCAACAACAAAUAUUAUUAAAUGAAUUGUAUGAAGAAUGUGAAAUUAAACCUAGUAGUGUAGCUUGGAUAGAAACACACGGAACCGGAACAAAGGUAUAUAUUAAUAUAAAAUAAUAUGAAGAUAAUAAUAUAUGUAUUUAAUAUUGGUCACUAUAAUAGGUUGGUGAUCCAGAAGAAGUUAAAGCAUUAGAAAAUGUGUUUUGCCCUGGUCGCACAGAACCUUUACUAAUUGGUUCUGUAAAAUCAAACAUUGGCCACUGUGAACCGGCUGCGGGUCUAUGUUCUCUAGCUAAAGUGAUAAUAGCUAUGGAAACUGGAUUUAUACCACCAAAUUUAAAUUUAAAAACUCCGAGAAAAGAUAUAACGGCAUUUUAUAAUGGCCAUAUUAAUGUAGUUACCGAAACGACACCCUGGAAUGGUGGUAUGGUUGGUAUUAAUUCAUUUGGUGUUGGUGGUGCUAAUUGUCAUAUAUUGCUCAAUUGGAAUGAAAAAAGUAAAAUUAAUAACGGACUUCCUGAAGAUGAUUUGCCUAGGUUGGUUGUAACAUCAGGUAGAACUGAAGAAGCUGUUUUUGUAAUACUUAAUGAUGUAAGAUUAUUGAUAUUCCUUAAAUUUUAUAUGCUAGUUGUCCAUGGCAGUGGCACCGAAUUAGUUUUGAAAUGGUUAGGUCAAUAGUAGUCCUAGUUGUCCAAACUCACCUCUACAUAUUUAUGUGUAAACUUUGAGGUCACAUUGUCCUAUAUACCCUUUCUCCCCUUAAUAUAAUAUGUUGAUAUUUAUCAAAAUGUCGUUAUUAAAAAUUGUGUAAUUUUAAUAUGCCAUUGAACACUUUACCGCACUGUCAUGAAUUUAAAAAAUUCUUUUUUUUAAAGGACGUAUUUUUCGACGUUUAUUUUGAUUGGUUUUUCGUCAAAAUUACUACUAACUAAAUUAAAAAAAUGUUUAAAAUAAACUGCCACACUGUUUUAAUAUUUUUCGGUAACUUAUUUUAAAAGGAAUUGAAGAUUAUAAGUCACUAUUAUACAUAAUACAUAAUUGGCGGAACAUUAUAUAACCGUCAAAACAGCGUUUAUUUUGUACCAUAAACUUAGAUUAGAACUGAUACUUGUAUAUUAAACAUAUUAAUAUAGUAUUAUGUUAUAUAUUACUAACGGUGUUAACAAGUUAGUGAAAUUUCAAACAAAUAAUGAAAUAUUGUUAUUAUUGCCUACUAGCUUACUUCUAAUAAUAUUUUAACACACGAAAAAGAUCUAUCCAUCAUACAUUAACCACCACUACCACCACCACCAAUACAACACCAAAACUAGUCUUGACCUGACCUAAAUCCUUAGUUCGGCGCCAUUGUUCCAUGGUUGAAAACAAUAUUAAACAAAAAAAAUAAAAUUGUGUUUUUCUGUGACUCUCUGUUUUCACCCCUGUCGCAGUUAAUCGUUGUUGCUCGAUAAUUUAUUUAUAAUCAUUCAACAAUCUAAAUAAUUCAAUUUUCGUUCCAAAAAUACCAAAAUGUCUAUAUUAGUCACCUUUUAGGGGAUAAAUAUUGGAUAUCCAUUUUUGAGGCGCAUUCGAACCAUCCAUUUCGGUUUGUACACUUUUAAAUCUUUGUGUGUGAUAGAUUUGUUUGUAGGUAUGUUGCGUACAGACAAAUAAAGAAACAAACAAAUGGACACUUUUUGAAUCAUUUUUUGUUUUCAAUAAUGUAUUCUUGCAUGUAGGUACACUGUAUAAAUAUAAUAACCCUGUUUAUUACACAAUCCCAAUUACAAUAGUCUACACAUGAUGAGUGACGACUUUUAGAUAUAUUGGUUGAAAUAAUAUUUGGUAUUACAGUUCUUGUCAAGACCAUUGGAUAAAGAGUAUGUGCGUUUAUUACAUGAUGUUCAAAUAGAAAAUACUACUGGACAUUUUUACAGAGGAUACACUAUUAUAUCAAAAGAUUCAAAAUUAUAUCAUCCCGUGGAUUGCCAAGUAUAUUAUAAUUUUUUUUUAUGGUUUUAUUUUUAUUGUUACUAUAAUCUCAAAUAAAAAAAAAAUUAAAAUAAACUUAAACCCUCCUCAUGUUUGUUUUGCCAAAUAAUUUAUAUAAGGUUCAAAGGUUCAAUUAUUAUUAUACUUUUAUAUAUGAUGCCUAGCCAUACAUUAGAAUAAAGUUAUUGAUUUCUUAGUAAUGAAAUAACAGUAGGUAAUAAAAUAUUAGUUACCUAGUUAUAAAAAAUUUAUGCUCAAAACAUUAAAUAAUUAUUUAAUAGAACGAUAAAUUAGUUAUGAUUGUAUUCAUACAUUUUUAUUCUUUUGUUUUUUAAAAAUUUGGAAAUAGCAAUUUUAUAGAGUUUAUUCUUCUGAAAAUGAAAAAUGUUUAAAGUUCAGAGAAAACUACCUGAAAUUGUGCAACAGGCUGCAAUUGCAUUCUCUAAUUAAUUAAUGUUAUUACAAUUACGAGGCUACACUUUCCUUUUAUCUGAAUUUUAAAAAAAUUAUUAAAAAUUACGAAUUAUAUGAAAAUAAAAAGUAGAUAUAUUAAAAUUUUCAGAACUCUAUAAAAAGGCUAUCUUUAAAUGUUUAUAAAUAAUAAAAUAAAAAGUUUUUUUUAUGGUUUUUUAUCAAGCACACAAACUUAAUUUCAAUAUAAAUACAUAAUAUGUAGACCUUAUCCCUAUGAGAAAUAUUGAAAACCAGAAUUUGUGUAACAUUAUUAUCCUCGGCAUAUAUACUAUACAAUGGGUAUAUCUUCGUGGGACAUUCUGUAUAAUAUGUACAGUGAAAUCAAGACAAAUGUACAUAAUGAUAUGCUCACAACUCAUAUGAUUUAAAAAAUCUAGGUUUUAUUUUUUUGCAGUUAUCCUCUUAAAGUCACAAUGCAGUAAACGGUAAUGAUACCAACAAAAAGUACGUAACAAAAUUGUGUAAUAAUUCUAUAAUAAUAAAAAUAAAAUAAUGCUAAUACAUAAAUAUCUUUCGUUAAUUUAACAUUUAUCAAAUGCUAUAGCCAAUGGUGGUGUAAAAAUUAAGAAAUAUAAUAAUUUGAAAUUUACUUUCAAUUUCUAAUGCACAAUCGAAAUAUGUAAACUUUGAACUAAAUAGUCUGGACUAAAAUUUUAUUGUUUUGACUUUAAAAAGACAACUACUGUUAAAAUUUUUGAUUUCUGUCAAGCUUUUGAUGAGAUAUUUUAUUUUAGAUUCUGAAUGGAACGAGAAAUAUAUUGGUGUUACAAUAAUGUUUCUUUUUUUUUCUUUUAUGCGUACACUUGUUCUACCAGAAAUGUAUAGAGUGUAGUAUCUUUUCUGAAAUUAAAUUGUCUCUAGUUGAUGCAUUCAAUAGGUCAUUUUUUUGAUUUUCAAUAGAUUUUUUAAAGUAAUUGGGAAAAAACCGGAAAAAUAAUUACGGCUUGUUGUGACGUUACAUUUUAAUUUUACGAGUUUUUUACGUAAUUUUUAUUUGGUAAAAUUACGUAUUCAAUUCUAAUAGGUACCAUAUAAAAGUGGAACAAUAAUAGAAAACUUAAAUAGUUAUCAAUCAGUUGUAAGAUUUUUUACGUUUUAAAAAUGGGAUUUGUAGUCAGCUUAAUAUUGAUUUUAUUACACUAUGUAAUAUUUUACUUUUGUAUUAUUGCUUAUUGUAUAAGGAUUCAUAUACUAAUAUUCAAUGAUUUAUACUCGUAGACUAAAACCAAAUGAUCAUAAAUACUAAAGUUUAAACUUUCACUAUACCACUAAACUGUAUAAAAUGAUACCUCAAUGAUAAAUAUUGUGAAAUGUACAAUAACACAGAAUUACAAAUAAACAAAACACGGUACAUGGUUUUGGAAGUUUAAAAUACUACAAUAAUGGUGAUCAAUGAAUUGUUAGUAUUAGUUUAAUUAAUGAUGAUUAUCGCAAUAUACAAAAAAUAAAACAUGACAUUUUCAUAAAAUAUAGGAAACCGUAUAUUUGUCUAGAUUUCGAAAGAAUAGGUGAAAAAAUGGAAAAAUACAAAAUACAAUUUUUUAUUUUUUUUUGUUUUCGGGAAAUAAUUAGUUUAAAAAUAAUAUGUAAUAUUCGAUAUAGGUUUCUGAUUUUAUAGUACUUUCUUAAAAUGUAAAUAUGUAUAAAUGCGUGCAUUGUAUUCAAUUCGUAUUGUAAUUAUUAAAAAAAUAAUUAAAGGAAAAGAAAAACAAAACUAUUAGAAUCUCGAAAACUUCUUUAAAACAUCUCUAAUAUUUUAUAAGGAUUAUUUAUUUUAUUUAUUUAUUUAGUAUUAUUCUGGAGAACCACGUUCUGUAUGUUUUGUGUUUACUGGACUGGGUUCUCAAUGGACUGGAAUGGGCAAAUCACUAAUGAAACUACCUAUUUUUAACGAGUCGAUCCAAAAGAGUAAUAACAUCUUAAAAGAAUUUGGACUCGAUUUAACAAAAAUAAUAACAAACUCUGAUCAUCAAACGUUAAAUAAUACAGUUCAUUCAUUUGUGGGAAUCACAGCCAUGGAAGUAAUUGCGUUUUUAAUAAGUUUUUAGUAAAAAUGUUCAAAACUUAAAAAUUGUUUUUUUAUAUUUUUGAUAUUUAUUUUAGAUCGCCUUAUUUGAUUUAUUGAUUGCUAUUGGAAUUACUCCAGACCUUGUUAUUGGGCUGUCUACCGGAGAACUGGGAUGUGCAUAUGCGGAUGGCUGUUUAACUGCGGAACAAACAUUAAAAGCUGCUUAUUAUUAUGGUUUAGCUGUAGUAAAUUCCAAAUUAUCUUUAGGGGCAAUGGCAUUUGUCAGUAUUGGAUAUAACGAUAUUAAACCCUUACUUCCAGUUAAUGUUGAUGUAGCAUGGCAUAACUCUCAAGAUAGUUGUACCAUAUCUGGUUUAAAAGAAUCUGUUGAACAAUUUGUUUCGCAGUUGAAAUCAAAAGCUAUUUCAACUAAAAUAAUAAAUGUAUUUGAUGUGCCCUACCAUUCAAAACUUAUUGAAAAGGCAUUACCAUCACUGCUGGAAAAUUUGAAAAAAAUUGUGCCACAUCCUAAAUUACGAACAGGAAAGUGGAUUAGUACAUCAGUACCUGAAAAACAAUGGGGAACAGAUAAAGCAAAUUACUGUUCUGCCGAAUAUUUUGUGAAUAAUUUAUUAAAUAGUGUAUUGUUUGAUGAAUCAAUUGGACAUUUACCAAAGGGAUCUGUACUGAUAGAAUUAGCUCCAGAUGGCAUUCUAUGUGAUAUAAUAAAUCAGAAAUUAAAAAAAAAUAUUUACACUGUUGACUUAGUUUCUAAGGAUCACAAAGACGCACUUGGGUAUCUGUUGUCAGCUUUUGGAAAGUGAGAAUCUUUAUGAUUUAUUUACUUUUUCGUAUAUAUUUAUAUACUAGACAUACGUAGUACUUUUAAGUACAGUCCUCAUUUUUUUCACUAUUGUAGGUUCAAAUGAACAAUAUGCCUCCUCGUAGAUUAACUGUUCAAAGAUUUUGCAGAGACAAGUGAUUUGUGAUAUACGAAGGACCUUUUUUUAAUAAUUCAAGCAUCAGAAUUUGUCGACCACUCUUUUUUUUGUUCUCUUAAAUUCUCAACGAAUCCUUCUUCUCUUAUUUUACAUAACUUGACGAUUAUGAAAAAUACACGCAUCAUUAAUACACAUAUUAUAAACUUAAACAGGGCUUGUUGAUCUAUCCUUCUUUUUGUAUGCUUAAUUGAAUUUAUAUUUUUUUAUUUAUAACAUUAGAGUAACAGAAGGUACAUUAUCAGCGUAGAUUGUACAUUGUAGUAGAUAUGCAAAAUAAAAUAUAACAUAAGAUAAUACAAAUAUGAUAUAGUUACAAAGUAAAAUAAAGAUAUUAAAACAAAUCAUCAUCAAAGUCUUCAUUGGGGUUCACAUUGGCAAAUGACUUAAUACGUCUCAGAGUGUCAUAGUUUGUGUUGGACUUAGGGAUAUUUUGAAUAAAUGAUUUAUGUAAAGAAAGUUUAAAAUUUCUUUGGGAUAAUUAGAUGGGGAAAUAAUAUGAUUUGUUAUUAGACGGUGAAAUCAUUUUUAAUUUUAUACCAUUCUACGUUUUUGAAAAGUAAGGAAGUUAGGUAUAUUCAAGAUAAGGGAAUUUCUCACAAAUAGCAAUCGAAUCUCAAAUAUCUGCGAUGGAUCCGCUCAAGUUGAUCAGGACGAGAAACAGUAUUAAUAUCCCAGACUAUAGAUUCGUAUUAUAAAAUAGGACAUAUUAAAAUACAAUAUUUAAAGAUGUUAACGAUUUCGGUGGUUUAAAGUUUUGAGAUAGUUGCAUCAUGAACCCUUUAAACGCUAUACUAGAAGUCAUUGCGAUUUUCGACUUAGAUUAAGGUUUCUAGUUAAUAUAAAACCAAGAUCAACAUUAUUAAUAACGCGUAAAAUCGUACUUAUUAGUUUUACAAUAUUAAAUAGUAUAAUCCCAUUAAUUCUGGGUAUCCUGUACGUAAGCAACAUUUUUCUUUAUUAAAUAAAUCGUUUUUGUUUUAUGCAGAAUAUUUAAAGUUGGUAUCAAUCCAAAAAUUAGUAAACUCUACCCGGACAUUGAAUUUCCAGUAAGUCGAGGAACACCAAUGAUUGCACCUCUAGUACGGUGGGAACAUUCAGAAGAAUGGUACGUGACGAAGUAUAGUGUUACUGACAAAAUAAAUUCAGGCGAGCGAAGUAUUAAAAUUUCGUUAGGUGAAGUUGAAUUCGAAUACAUAUCUGGGCACGUCAUUGAUGGACGAAAUUUAUUCCCGGCAACAGGAUAUCUGGUAAAUAUAAGUACUCGUAUUUAUAUAUAUUAUACACACCUACGUUAUCGUUAAUGGGAAUCAAAAUGACGAUGGUCAAAAUGUUGACAUGUCUAAACAUCGUCGGUCGUAAUGUCGGAAGGUACGAAAUAUUGACACAGUAAAAUGUCGACAAGUACGAAAUAUCGACACAUUGAAAUGUUGACAGGUACAAAAUAUUAACAAAUGUGAAUUAUCGACGGAUUAAAAUGUUGAUAGCUAAAAAAUCGAAAAGUACAAAAUAUCGCCAGAUCAAAAUAUAACUAAAUAUAAUAAAAAUGAUUAAUAUAUAUAUUUUACUCUUAUUGCCAUGUAAUUUUAGCUACGAUAUUAUGAACUAUACAUUAUCAUUUAAAUUACAUUCACUUUGCAUUAUAAUUAACCCAUAAUAAAAUGUAAAAUGAUGCCAUACAGAUAAAAACGAGGAUAUGGAUUUAUUGGUUUUAUGACUUUAUUUUGGAGUUUUUACAUAAAAUUGCAUAUAAUAUGGAAAUAUAAUAAUUAUUAUUAUGUAGGUAGUAGUUUUAUAGUUUUUCAAAUAUAUUAUUUAAGUUGAAAUUUUCGAUUUUUCAGCUGUUAAUAUUUCAUACUACUCGAUGUUUUAACCUGUUUAAAACUUUCAAAAUUUCGUAUCUUUCGAUAUUUCGAACUUUGAAGUUUUGUACCAGAACAUUGUUAAUGUGUAUAUAGUUUGUUAAAUUAUGGGAUUCUUGAUUUUAGAAUUUAUUUUUUAGAUUCUGAGUGGAACGAAAAAUGUAUUGGUUUAUAAUGGUGUUUUUUAUUUUCUGUUAACAAUUUAUCUACCAGCCUAAAACCUAGAAAAACAUGGGAAAACCGGUAAAAAAGUUUAAAAAAAGAAAGAAAAAUAUGGAAUUAUUUUACCAGAAUAUGACAUACUGACCAAACAUCGCCUAGACAGUGGCUGUUUUGAUAAAGUAUCAAGUGGGGGAGCGAUUUUAAUUUUGUUGGGCCCCAUACCCUAUUGACAUAUAUCGAAAAAAGGAAAAAAUUAUUUGUUUAUGGUCCUAUCAUAAAUAAUAUAAUAUUAUCACUAUGUAAUAAUAUCACUUUUAUUGUAGAUUUAGAGUGGAGCAUUGUAGCAUAUGGUUUUACGACUGUUUUAUCGGUGGACAACUUUUUUACCAGUGACCUAGCUCCAAUGUAUACAAUGUAGAAACUUUUCUGAAAGGAAAUUUUGUUGGGGAAAUAUUUUAGGGAGGCCCUUUUUCGAUUUUCCCAAGAGUUUUUCCAAAUAAUGUGAAAUACCGGGAAAAAACAUAGGAAACCCAGAAAAACGUAGGAAAAUCGGUACAAUAUUACAAAAAAUAUAUUAUUUAAGAAGAUACGUGAUGUCUAUUUGAUUAUUUUACCAUAAUAUGACAUACAUAUUUUUGAAAAAGCAUCGUAUCAACUGAACUCUGCUCAGAAUCAUUUAAUUUUUAUCAUUGGUUUGUCGUUGAUUACAGAUAUACAUUAAAUUACCUUUUAAAGUGGCUGUAUUCAUUAUCAUAGUACAGCUUUUUAUUUCUAAAAAUGCAAAUCACAUUCUAAAAUUAAUAAAUUAAUGUAAAAUAUUGGUGAUGGUAAUGGCUAUCGUUGUGGGUGUGUUGUUAGGGAUAGUGAGAUACAUAAAGUUAUUUAAUUCGGUUGUACAUGUUUUAAAAGACUAUAAUAUUUACGAUUAAAAUUGUAUUUUAAAAUUUUUAGAACAUAAAACCUAUCUAUUUUUCAAGCAUUCCUAUUGUAUUUAAUAAUUUAUGUACAGAGUACCGAUCAAAUAAAAAUAAUAUAAAAAACUCUCAAAAUUAAAAUGUUUAUAAAUAGCAAAUAAUAAGUUAAUUUAUGUUUAAAAACCUGAACAAAUUUAGAAAAGCUAAACCUGACUUUUUGAUUAAAAUGUAAAGUUUUUUAUACAUUUUUUUAGCUUAAUUACGUUGAAAAAAAAAAUAUAUUAUAAGAAAAUAAUUAAUUUCGUACUUUCUUCGAAAUUUUCGGUUUCACUCAAUUAUUAAAAAAACUACUAAAAAAAUUAUCAAAAAACGACUUUCUUGGUCACUAGCUAGAUAAAGUUAAUAAAAUAGGUCUCAUGUUGUUGUUCUAUUGAAGCAAUAUUUAAGGUAAAAAACAUAAGCCGUACCAUUUUAAAAUAAUGGAAUCGUUUUGUCGUAAUUUGAAAAAAAUAAUUUUUUUUUUCGUCAUUUUUGUUUUUGCCAAUUAUUAUAGAAAAUACUAUAGAUAUUAAAUGACCGCUAAUUUACACCCACAAGACAAAAUUUCCUUUUAGAAAAAGUACUCUACCCCAUACAUCGGAGCAACAUUUCUUUUUGAAAAGUUGUUUGCAGAUUGAAAUUACCUAACCUAAACCAAUACGCUCCGAAUCUAAAGACCUGAACAUAACUUAUAAUAGGUUGUUUGCAUAGCUGUUAUAGUUCGGACGUUUCGGAGGUGUAGAAUAUAGCGUUAUUACUUAAUAAAGUAGUACAUUUUUUUAAUCAAAAAAGGUAUACGAUCAAAAUUGCUGGUAGAAAAAUUGAUCACAGGGAAAAAAAAGGUCAUAAUAUUUUUUUAAAAAAAACCAUUUUUCGUUCAUUUUCCCGUUAUCGUCAUUAAGAAAACUCCUAAACGAACCGAAAAAUGACUUCCCUAAUGUACUACCCCAAAAACAUUUUCUGAGCAAGAUUUCUGGUCGAAUUUUUGUACACACCUAGCAUAUAAAAAAAAAAAAACAUAUAAUUUUAAUUCAAAUUAUUUUUUUUGUGUCAGAACAAUAGAAAUAUUGUACUCAAUAAAUGAUUAAAAUGAUUAUAUUGUUCUUAAUUUAAUUAGGUAAUGGCAUGGGAAUCAUUGGCCUUAAUGCGCGACGAACUGUUUUAUGAAUUGCCUGUUGUAUUUGAAAAUGUUCGUUUCCAAAGAGCAACUAAUAUCCCUAAGGAUGGUAUAAUUGAACUUAUUGUUAUGGUACAAAAACGUAGUGGUACAUUUGAGGUAGUGGAAAGUGGAGCACCAGUUGUCACUGGCCGUUUAUAUAUUCCUUCCGACGUCAACAAAGAAAUGAUUAACAUGCCUCCACAUCCUUACCAACCUAAUGAUACAGAUUUAAAUAUCAAGGAUGUUUAUAAAGAGUUGAGACUUCGAGGAUAUAAUUAUAAAGGACUGUUCAGAAGUCUAAAUCGUGUAAAUCUUGAUGGUAAGUAAAUUAUCUAAAAAUAAAUAAUACGAAAUACAAUAUCAGUUAUUUUUAAGACAUAUUGCAUUUAUUCUGUUUAGCUACUGUUGGCAAAAUUAGAUGGUUUAAUAACUGGGUAGCAUUUAUGGACAAUAUGUUACAAAUAAGAAUUUUAAGUGAAGAUACACGGUCGCUUUUUGUCCCGACAUCAUUAGAAAGUGUUGUGAUCGAUGUGAGAAAACACUCUUUAUGCUUGCAAGGUCUUCCUGAAGAAAAUCCAGGUAAUUCAUAUUUGUACAUUUUUAAAAAAUCCUAAAUUAAUAUUAUUGAAUUUCAGAGCUCCCUAUUUAUGUAUACCGUGAUAUAGAACUUAUUCAAUCUGGUGGUGUAGAAAUAAAGGGUCUCAAUGCAAACGCGAUUUCUAAAAGAAAACCAUUAGCUGACCCAGUACUUGAAAAAUGUAUGUUUGUACCAUAUGUUAUUGAAAUGGUAAACAAAAAUGAUUAAUUUAAGAUAUUAUUCGUAUAUACUUGUAAAAUUAUAAAAAUUUUAGGGAUAUACUCUCGAAGAUAUAGUGCGAAUUUGUUUGCAUAUAACUAUUGAAAAUAUUAUGGGUAUUAAAGUGAAAACUGUUGAAAUUCUAAACAAAAUAUUUAACCCUGACGUACAAAUUAUUAGUCCCAUAAUUCUUGAUGUCCUAGCUGAUUUACCACUUAUUCAAGUAUGAUAUUAAAAAUUAUUUAUGUGUAAAAAAAUAUAUAAUAAAAUCUAUAUUAAUUUAUUUAUAAUUAGCCUGAAGUAUCUAUUCUAUCUGACGGAAACCAUCCUCAGCUGAAGGAAAUACCAUCUAAUAUAACAGUUGAAGAUAAAAAAUUGUCUUCGGACGAAUCAGUAUUAUUUGUUGUUGGAUCAAACAUUUUAAAAGAUCCUAAAUUAUUGGAACAAGUAUUUUCUACACUUAAACCAGGAGGAUUUUUAUUAUCACGUGAACAAUUAAAUGUGGAAACAUCAUUAAGUUCUGUAGUGGUUUGUCUAGAUGUUUUACUUGAACAAGAAAGAUUGUUACUAGUAAGAAAGGUACAAAAAAAAACUAAUUACUCAUUAAUGAUCUGAAAAAUCAAAAAUGUAAUUCAUAAACAAAAACAAUUUAGCCUUUAGACCAAAAUGUUGUUCCAAUUGUUAUUAAAAUCUCAAGUACAGAGUAUUCAUGGCUACCUGUUUUACAAAAAACUUUACAAGCAGAUGAUGCUUCUGUUAAGCAAAAAGUAAUUCUUAUUGCUGNCAGAGUAUUCAUGGCUACCUGUUUUACAAAAAACUUUACAAGCAUAUGAUGCUUCUGUUAAGCAAAAAGUAAUUCUUAUUGCUGAAAAAGAUCCUACAAAUGGAAUUCUGGGGCUAUUUAAUUGUAUCAGAAAAGAAACUGGUGGUGAUAGAACAAGGUAACUUAGAGAUUGUAUAAAUUAUUGUAUGAACAAUAAACAUACAUAGUUUUAGAAAUAUACAAUUGGUCAUAGUUGUUUAUAGUUAAAUUUCAAAAAUUAUAUUUAAAAAUUAAUAUUUUUACGUAAAUAAUAUAUUAUGCUUAAAAUCAUGAUUUUUUAUGGACAUAGGUACUUAAGAAAUUUAAAGUAAUUAUUGAUUUAACUAUGAUACUAGAUUGGUUUUGAAUAGUAGCCAUAAGUCAAUAUUGCAUAUUGGGUUUUUUUUAAAAACCAAUUUUUUCUGAAUAAAAAUGCCUAAGAAUAUGAAGAAAGUGUUUAAAAAAACUGAAAUACUUCACAUAAUGGGUGGGUUACUGUUGUAGGUGAAUAGUAGGGAAGGUAGGAUAUAGAGGGAGAAUUUAAUGUAUAUCUGUGUGCAAUGAUUAAUCAUUGUUAAUGAAGAACUUAUUUUCGUACAUUUUCCUAUUCUUUCUAAGUUUUUUUUCGGUUUUGCAAAAUUGUUAAAGAAUUGUUGAACUAAACUACAUUCUACAAUGAAUAUCAAACAAAAAAUUUCUUGGUCACCGAGUAGAUUAAAUUUCAACAUAAACACAACUUGUUGUUUUUCAAUUUUAUUGGAACAGUAUUUCUAGUAGACAACUUAAAGCUUAGAAAUUUUAAGUGUAUUAUCACAGCUAGAAAAGGCAAAUAUAAGUUUUAUGUCCAAAUUAAAAAAAAAAAAAUAAAAAUAAAUAUCAUUGUAAAGUCAAUACAUUCCUCGCUUUAUUUGGAAUCUUAAACAGAACAUUGGAAUUUUUUUUAGUUACAAAUUAUUAUUAUUUCAUAUGGAAUUGUAUGAGCAACACAUAUUUUAUUUUACUAACUAGGUAUACAUACUAGGUUUUACUACAUAUAGAAAUAAUUUAUGGUAGUUUAGCAGAAAUAAAUACAUAAAUAAAUAAAUAUAUUAGUAAUAAAGUCAGUAAAAAAUAAAUAAAUAAACAAAUAUUGGUAGGUAUUGUAUAAGAAAAUGUGAUAGUUAUAUUAUAGCAUCCAGGUCUUGUAUCCACAUUUUUAAUUCUUUUUUAACUUGAUGAACAUCAUAUAUGGAACCAGAGAAUGCUCGUAGUGGGCAUUCUUUGAAUGAUAUGACUGGUCGUCUGUAAUGUGUGAUUACAUCACAUUAGUUACAAACUAAUAACAGUUUUAAUUUAAGUUCAUCAAAACUUGUUUAACUAAACUUUGCUCAGAUUCGUCUUAAGUUGGAAAUUAUUUAUGAUUGUGUACAGAUAUAAACUAAAUUACUAAAAUUUCUAUCUUUUGUAACCUAACCUAACCUAACCUUCUCUAACAGUCUACCUAUGGUGCAAAGAAUGUCAGUAUUUUUAAUUUUAUAUUUUAUUUACAAUUAAUUGAAAUUUUGUAAUAUCUAUAUUGAUAAGAUGAUUAGGCAAUUAGCUUUAUAAUAAUUAUAUUUAACCUAAAAUAAUUAAAUUAAAAUUAAUAUUUAAAUUUUUUAAAUAUAUCACACAAUUUUAAAUCAUAAUUUUCAAUGUCAGCACCAAAAAAUAAAAUUAAUCAUUAUUCAUUUAUAAUUAUUAUAUAGGUAAGUAACUAAACAUUUAAUUAUUCUAAGACCAUUUUUUGGAAUACAAAUAACAAUAUAGUUUUUCUUGAUUGAACUGUGUUACUUAUUUAAUAUAUUUGAUCUGUUCAUUUUUAGAUGUGUGUUUAUAAUGGAUGAAUGUGCACCAGCAUUUUCUUUAGACGAACCAUUAUAUAAGAAUCAAUUAAAAAAAGAUUUAGCAUUAAAUGUUUACAAAAAUAAUGUUUGGGGAUCAUAUAGACAUUUACUACUUGAAUCUUCAUUUUUAGUGGAAGCUCAUCAUUGCACAGUUAAUACUUCUAUUCGUGGUGAUUUAUCAUCAUUAAAAUGGUUUUCUGGAAAUAUUGUUCCUUAUUCAGGAAAACCAGACGAAUCAAAAAUAGUCCAUGUUUAUUAUACUGCUUUAAACUUCAGAGAUAUUAUGUUAGCUACAGCUAAACUUGCCCCUGAAGUUGUAGCCAGAGGCCGUAUAAAUCAAGAAAGUUUAAUUGGUUUCGAGUAUGCCGGUCGCCGUGAAAAUGGUGAACGGGUUAUGGGAAUGGUAUCCUCACGAGCUUUAACAACUAUACUUGAAUUAGAUAAAUAUUUAUCAUGGAAAAUACCUGAACAUUGGACAAUAGAAGAUGGAGCAACUGUGCCAGUUGUUUAUGGAACAGUAUGGGAAAUACUUUAAUGUUUGGGUUAAAUUAUUAAAUUUCUGAUUUCUUAAGGUAAUAUACGCUUUGGUUAUCAGUGGUCGAAUGAAACGUGGUGAUUCUGUACUUAUCCAUGCUGGAACUGGUGGAGUUGGUCAAGCUGCUAUAAAUUUAGCACUUUAUUAUGAAUGUGAAGUUUUUACAACAGUUGGAACACCAGAAAAAAGAGAGUUUAUUAAAACUCAUUUUCCACAGGUAUAAAUAUGAAAAAAUAAAGUUUACUAAAAAAUAAUACAUUAUCUUUAGAUUCCUGAAAGUCAUAUUGGAAACUCGAGAGAUACAUCAUUUGAGCAAAUGAUCAUGAUGGAAACUGAAGGAAAAGGAGUAGACAUGGUGCUGAAUUCAUUAGCAGAAGAAAAGCUUUUAGCUUCAGUUAGGUGUUUAGCGAUUGGUGGACGAUUUUUAGAAAUUGGCAAAUUUGAUUUAGCUAACAACAGCAUGUUAGGUAGUAUAAUGCAUGUACUUUGUAAAUACAUUCUUUUAUCAAAAUAUAAUUUAUUUGUUAAGGUAUGGAAGUAUUUUUAAAGGAAAUUAGUUUCCAUGGUGUUAUGUUAGACACUUUGUUUGAUAGUCCAAGAGAAUGGAAGGAGUCAUUAAGUGUUAAAGUACAAGAUGGUAUUGAUUCAGGAGCUGUAAAACCACUAAUACGUACAGUUUUCGAAUGUGAUCAAGUAGAGCAAGCUUUUAGGUAUAUGGCUGCGGGUAAACAUAUUGGUAAAGUACUCAUAAAAGUUCGAAAUGAAGAAGAAGAUAUUAACUCAAAACCAGCACUUAUAACUAAACUGGCUUAUCCUAAAGUGAUGUUUGAUAAAAAUUCAUCUUGUAUUAUUUGUGGUAAUUAUAAUAAGAAAUCUGAAAUAUAUUUCAAUGUACAAAUAUAGUAACAUAUGAACCACAUGGUGUUUACUGAAAAAUGUAUUUAUUUAAAGGUGGUCUUGGUGGUUUUGGUCUUGAACUAGCUGAUUGGAUGGCUUUACGUAAUGCUAGGAAUAUUGUUCUUACAACUAGAACAGGUAUCCGUAAUGGUUAUCAAGCAUUAAGGAAACAUAUAUGGGAAUCUUAUGGGGUUAAAGUAGUUAUUUCAACUGCUGAUAUUACAACUGAAAAUGGAAUAAAACAAUUACUUAAUGAAGCAAAUCAUUUGGGACCAGUUUCUACAAUUUUCAAUCUUGCCGUUGUAAGUAUAAAACAUCAUAUUAAUUAGGUAUACCAUAAUAUGUUAUUAAUUUAACCUAUAUUCCUAAAAUACGAACCAAUUAUGUAAAAAGUAUAUUCUCACUAUGGGUCAUCCAAAUUUUUGGACUAAAUCUAUUUUUUAAGUGAAGAUAAGAUCUUGUUGUAAUCUUAAUUGAUAUAUUUUAUUAAUGUAGACACAUUUAACAUAAUUACUGAUAUUUUAAAUAUUCUUAUUUUCUUAACCAAUUAAAUAUAAUUUUUUUUACAAUUUGUAGAUUGGUUUAAUGAUGAAAUAUUCCUCCACUUUUUUCUAUUCAUAGCAACUUCCUUAAAUUUUUUAAAGCAUCCUUAUUUUAAAUCUAACUUAAUUGAAUCAUAUAAGACUAGCUUGGUUUUCUUCUUUCAGGUUUCUCUUAAAUUUUUUUCUUCAAUGAAAGAUAUUAUUCAUGCAUUAUUUUUUAGGAAGUGUCUUAUCUAUUUUUUUCUUCUCCCUGAUUAUUGACCAUAUUGACUUCCUUUAAUUUAUAUUAUGAUGCACAUCUUUAUUUAUCAAGGAGAUUUUCACUGAAUUUUUACCAAUACCAAAUUUCAAAUUCUUUUAUUUUUCUUCUAACAGUUUUCAGAAUUUUCCAUGUUUCUGCUACAUAAUACAAUGUUACACACUAUAAAAUUGUUUUAUAAGUUUAUAUUAAUGUUUAACAUUUUUGUGGUGAAUGGAUUUUUUUUUGAAGAAGAACAACAACUACUUAGCUUGCACUAUCCUUAGUUUGCUCACCAUCAGUUCUUUGCAUUCAAAUAUUUGCAGACUUUUUUUUAAAUUGAAUUAUACUAAUUUAAUACAAUAAUAAUAUAAAACAUAAUUAGUAAAUCAUGUUGUUGUUCUCAUAGACAUUAAUACUUAUUCUAAGAACUGAAGAGUGGGUACAGUUGAAAACUGAAAUAGAAUGUAUUAGAAUGUGAGAUUAUUUAGAAUAUGAUUAUGAGUCAAUAUCUUUUAAUUGAUGAUAAAGUAUAUUUAUACUUGAUUUAUAACAUUUCUACAACAUAAUUUAAUUGCAUAGUUACUUUUUUGGUGAAUUGUUUAUUUAGGUUUUAAAAGAUGCGUUAUUUGAGAACCAAAAAUAUGAAGAUUUUAUUGCAUCUGCUGGACCAAAAGCUAUUGCUACCGCAUUACUAGAUAAACAUUCUAGAAUAAUGUGUCCAGAGUUAAAACAUUUUGUAAUAUUUUCGAGUGUAAGCUGCGGACGUGGUAAUACCGGCCAAACUAAUUAUGGCAUGUCUAAUUCAGUAAUGGAAAGAAUAUGUGAAAUCCGAAAAUCAGAAGGUUUACCAGCUUUGGCUAUUGAAUGGGGAGCUGUUGGUGAUGUGGGUCUUGUAGCUGACAUGGCUGAAGAAAAUCAAGAAGUAGUCAUUGGUGGUACUUUACAACAAAAAAUAGACAACUGUUUAGAAAUAAUGGAUCAUUNACUAUCCAAUAGUCAGUAG
Molecule: messenger RNA, 21629 nt
Organism: Cinara cedri
Lineage: Eukaryota; Metazoa; Arthropoda; Insecta; Hemiptera; Aphididae
Source: the annotation of a GenBank genome assembly